AUGGCGCCCAAUUUGCGCCCAGGCGUCUCGCCUUUCCUCCAUCCCGGCUCGGGGACGAAGGUCAAUUCGCUCGCAAUCAUCCAGCUCUCGCGAGACAACCUCCUCCCAGUCUACCUGCAGGAACCCAAGGGCGAGCACGACGGGUACGCCGAGGGCGCCGUCGUCAACACGCGGUACGGCUCCUUCCCGCACUCGACGCUGCUCGACGUGCCUUGGGGCUCGCAGAUCCGGGCCUCCAAGGUCGACACCGGGUCGCGGGGCCGCAAGCGCAAGAGGCCGGCGGCCGACGACGGCGCCGAGCAGGACGGGUCCCAGGGGAGCGGGACGCCCGGCGGCGCGAAGCAGGCCGUCGUGGCGUCCAGCGGCUUUGUGCAUGUCCUCCCCCCGACGCCGGAGCUCUGGACUGCGAGCCUGCCCCACCGGACACAGGUCGUCUACGCCCCGGACUACAGCUACAUCCUGCACCGGAUCCGGGCACGGCCGGGGACGAGGAUAAUAGAGGCCGGCGCCGGAAGUGGGAGCUUUACACAUGCCUCGGCGCGGGCGGUGUACAACGGAUACCCGAAGAGCGACGAUCACCGGAAGGGGAAGGUCUUCAGUUUCGAGUAUCACGAGCAACGGUACGAGAAGAUGAAGGUGGAGCUGGCAGACCACGGGAUGGAAGGUCUGGUGCACCUGACACACCGCGAUGUCUACAAGGGCGGCUUCCUGGUGGACGGGAAGAGCCCAGAGGCGGAAGCCGUUUUCUUGGAUCUGCCCGCGCCGUGGGAGGCUCUGCACCACCUCUCGAGGCGGAAUCCGUCCGCGCGAGAGGCGGGGUCACCCAAGGAGGAGCAGCAGCAGCAGCAGACCGAGAACCGCCAAUGGGUAUCGCCUCUGAAUCCAAAGAAAAGUGCCUACAUCUGCACCUUCUCCCCCUGCAUCGAGCAGGUCACGCGGACGGUCUCGGCGAUGCGCCGCCUCGGAUGGGUGGAUAUUGAAAUGGUGGAAAUCAUAAACAGGAAGAUCCAGGUCUUCCGAGAGAAGAUCGGACUCAACAUCCCAACGGAGAAAGGGGCCAACAUCGCGCCAGCCAACGUGGCGGAGGCUGUGGCUCGGCUGACGGACCUAGAGGACCGGUCCAGGGAGCAUUUCAGGACGACCCAGGCAUCAAGUGACCAGCCAUCAACGCCGAUGGAUGUCGACGAGGGGGGUAUGGAUGGAAAGCCGGAUCCGGUCCCGGCGAACGACGCCAAGGUCGUUGGAGGAGCGACUAGGCCGUCUACAUCCAAGCCCUUUGCGGAAGGCCGCCUGAUAACCCGGGGCGAGCCAGAGAUCAAGACACACACGUCAUACCUGGUCUUCGCAGUGCUGCCCCGAGAAUGGACCGAGGAGGACGAAGCCGAGGCGCUGAGGAGGUUGCCCUGCGGGGCGGAGCAGAAAGUCAUAGGGGGCCUCGGAAAGGAGGCCCGCAGGCUGGAGAAUCGGGAGCGAAUGGAGGGAAAGCGCAAGGGAGGCAAGAGGAAGGCGGUCGGUGCCGAGGAGGCCUCCGAGGAGCCCGUGGUCGCCACCAAACAUUGA
Phialemonium atrogriseum is the source of this 1560-nucleotide messenger RNA. RefSeq names its product S-adenosyl-L-methionine-dependent methyltransferase. The transcript has a single exon. The record is from RefSeq and is a predicted model, not a curated record. Gene Ontology annotation, biological process: tRNA methylation. Gene Ontology annotation, cellular component: tRNA (m1A) methyltransferase complex; nucleus. Gene Ontology annotation, molecular function: tRNA (adenine(58)-N1)-methyltransferase activity. NCBI's taxonomy places the organism in Eukaryota, Fungi, Ascomycota, Sordariomycetes, Cephalothecales, Cephalothecaceae. Bases 1 to 1560 code for a protein of 519 amino acids.